CCGGAGCGUAUCUGGUAUGUGUGUCUGGAAUGAUUUGGGGAAAAUUCACCGAAGUUGGAACUUGAGACCAAACUGCCCAGGAUAGAAAGAUAGGGAACUGUCGGUGCACACCCCCCACCCCCACCCCCACCCCGCAAAGGGACCCGGUGCUGGGGUGGGAGUCUGCUUACACCGCACGCCGCCACUGCUCAGGCCCGCCCUCGAACGGCCGUGAACUUGUUGUUUUUCCACGUCAUUUGCUCUCAAAUGUACGAUCGGGCGGGCGAUGCGAACCCUGCGGCGGCAGGUCCCUCCUUGUAACAAGCGAUUGUGUGUUCUGCAGAGGUGGCCCCGGGAGGAGGGGGCCGGCGGGGAGGUGGGGGAGAGGGAAACACGCCGCUCCUGCCCAGUGAGCGUGCGUGUCCCGGAGCCAGCUCCCCCAGAACACAUGCCAUUUCUGGCCCCUGAAGGGGUUAAAGGCCUCCUGGAGUCAAAAUCAAGCAGGUGUCCCACCGUGCCAGAUACGCCGCCUAAACUGCUUCCAGCUUUCUCUCCUUCUGCAAAAGUCUGUGGUCAGCCGGGACAGAGGAGCCGCAGCCGGCCUGUGACAGGCAUCAGGUUAGCUCGCUCCCACGCGGGGGGCGCCCAGGGUAUAAAUCCCGGCCGGGCCCCUGCUGGGGCUCCCCUCCCCGCUCUCUCAGGAGAGGGGGCUUCCUUGCAAAGACCUUUCUUUCCUCUGAAGCCGCACAACUCAGCGGGCUCCACUGCCUCGCUGGAGGCGGCCUGGGCAGCCGCAGCCUGACCAGCAGCAAGGACGCCUGCUGGGGGUGGGGGUGAGGGCAGGUGUCUGCAGCCCCGAGAGGGAGAAGGCGCCGUGGGUCCAGCCCCUGGCAGCGUCACAGGGAGGCCUCUGGCCGCCGCAGACCGCACCAUGUGGGCCCUGGGAGGCCACCGGUUCUGCUCCCGCUGGGGGCGCGUGGCGGUGCUGCUGCUCCUGCUCAGGGUGCCCCCGAGAGGCCUGGCACUGCCGCCCAUCCGCUAUUCCCACGCUGGCAUCUGCCCCAACGACAUGAACCCCAACCUCUGGGUGGAUGCCCAGAGCACCUGCAAGCGGGAGUGUGAGACGGACCAGGAAUGUGAGACCUACGAGAAGUGCUGCCCCAACGUGUGUGGGACCAAGAGCUGCGUGGCCGCCCGCUACAUGGACGUGAAGGGGAAGAAGGGCCCGGUGGGCAUGCCCCAGGAGGCCACGUGCGACCACUUCAUGUGCCUGCAGCAGGGCUCCGAGUGCGACAUCUGGGACGGCCAGCCCGUGUGCAAGUGCCGGGACCGCUGCGAAAAGGAGCCCAGCUUCACCUGCGCCUCGGACGGCCUCACCUACUACAACCGCUGCUACAUGGACGCGGAGGCCUGCUCCAAGGGCAUCACGCUGGCCGUGGUCACCUGCCGCUAUCACUUCACCUGGCCCAACACCAGCCCCCCGCUGCCCGAGACCACGGUGCCGCCCACCACCGCCCCCCCGGAGACCCCCGGGCGGGACACGGCGGCCCCCGCGCUGCUCACCCACCCCGCGCACCAGUCGGUGACCGUGGGCGAGACCGUGAGCUUCCUCUGCGAGGUGGUGGGCCGGCCCCGGCCGGACGUCACCUGGGAGAAGCAGCUGGAGGACCGGGAGAACGUGGUCAUGCGGCCCAACCACGUGCGCGGCAACGUGGUGGUCACCAACAUUGGCCAGCUGGUCAUCUACAACGCCCAGCUGCAGGACGCGGGCAUCUACACCUGCACGGCCCGCAACGCCGCCGGCGUCCUGCGGGCCGACUUCCCGCUGUCGGUGGUCCGGGGGGGCCAGGCGGCGGCCACGGCCGAGGACAGCGGCCCCAACGGCACGGCCUUCCCGGCGGCCGAGUGCCUGCAGCCCCCCGACAGCGAGGACUGCGGCGAGGAGCAGACCGGCUGGCACUUUGACGCCCAGGCCAACAACUGCCUCACCUUCACCUUCGGCCACUGCCACCGCAACCGCAACCACUUCGAGACCUACGCGGCCUGCGCGCGGGCCUGCAUGACGGGGCCGCCGGCCGCCUGCAGCCUGCCCGCCCUGCAGGGCCCCUGCAAGGCCUACGCCCCGCGCUGGGCCUACAACCGCCAGGCGGGCCAGUGCCAGUCCUUCGUCUACGGCGGCUGCGAGGGCAACGGCAACAACUUCGAGAGCCGCGAGGCCUGCGAGGAGUCCUGCCCCGUCCCGUGGGGCGGCCAGCGCUGCCAGGCCUGCAAGCCCCGGCAGAAGCUCGUGACCAGCUUCUGCCGGAGCGACUUCGUCAUCUUGGGCCGCGUGUCCGAGCUGACCGAGGAGCCCGACGCGGGCCGCGCCCUGGUGACCGUGGACGAGGUCCUGAAGGACGAGAAGAUGGGCCUCAAGUUCCUGGGCCGGGAGCCGCUGGAGGUGACGCUGCUCCAGGUGGACUGGACCUGCCCCUGCCCCAACGUGACGGUGGGCGAGACGCCGCUCAUCAUCAUGGGGGAGGUGGAGGGCGGCAUGGCCAUGCUGAGGCCCGACAGCUUUGUGGGAGCGUCCAGCGGCCGGCGGGUUCGGAAGCUGCGCGAGGUCCUGCACAGGAAGACCUGCGAGGUCCUCAAGGAGUUCCCGGGCUCACACUGAGCCCCUCCCCCGUCCCCGGCCCUCCCCCCACCCCCCACCUGGACGCCCCUCAGUUAGCAAACUGGGCAAGGUCAGAUUGGACAGUCUCAGGCCAGCAGAGGGACAUCGGUCAGAACAGAGCCACCAGAGGGUCUUAAAUCAACUUCUGGUCUGCGGGUUCAGUAAGGGGUUCCUAUCUUUGUUAGCUUAGGGGACAGCGGAGAAGGCAGUAGACGCUUGUAAACUAUUCCUGACGACCGAUCGCCUUGGGCAUCAUGACCCUCUCUGUGCUGGCCGUCCCCCUCCUCCAAGGGUCUCACAGCCGCCCUCCCCCCCAGCCCCCCACCCACCGGGGCUCUAGAGAUGGGGGCUGCCUGGCGGUCACGGGAAUCAUGGAAUGAGCUGGUUUACAGAAGGGGUGGGUGAGGAGAGGAAGGAGGGCCCAGGGACUCCUGGACACAUUCCCCACAGCCCCCCCGCCCCCGCCCCCCACUCCCGACCACCAUGAGCAGAGACCACCGCAUGUCCGGGGUCUUGGGAAGUGGGAGGCAGGGCCUGGUCCAGCCCAGCACACACCUUCCCGGGGCGGAGGCUGCUUGGCAGGCACCCUUGGGUGCUGGUCAGCCUGCGCGUCGGUCAGGUUGGCCCUGCGGUCUCUGAGGCCACCAGCAGAACACACGUUUCUCGUGUUUCAUCUCCUUGGCUUUAUUGAUUGGUUAUUGAUUGUUGAUUUAUUAAUCCAGUUUGGUUCAGGCCGACGCAACAGACAUUUUCGGAACAUUGACUGGGUGCCAGGUGCUAGGACCACAGAGAACUCACGGGGACUGAACGCAGUGUCCAGAUCCCGGGGGUCCCGCCAGCAGCAGACCCACGGGCGGCCCUCCCAGAUGUCAAAGGGUCCCCUUGACAGGGUGCUUUCAUCUGCCACUGGCUUCCUUGGAACAGAGCAGUAGAAACCCCAGGAUCUGGUUUGGCAGGAGGAGAAAUGAAGGAAGAGGAAAAGCAGGCAGGGAAGGGGGCUGGCGGAGGAGCGAGGAGGGAGGCGGGAGGCGGGCUGGGGAGGGAAGGAAUGCUGCUCCAUGCUCCCACCUGGUGGUGGCCUCGGGAGCUGCAGGGCCUGGAGGGAGGCUGUGUGACAUGCGGCAGCUUGCUGCAGAUUUUGUUUCUGGACUUCCUGUGCAGGUCCAGCCACCUGCCGCCACAUGAGGACUCGGGAGCCCCUGUCAGCUCUGCCGCGGCCCCCCAGCCCCUCCAAAACCGAUGAAGCUCAUUGCGGGGCCUCUGUUUCUUCCUCAGACGUAGGAGGAAGAAGCCAAUUAAAAGCUCAUAGUAUGAA
Molecule: messenger RNA, 3950 nt
Organism: Myotis daubentonii (Daubenton's bat)
Lineage: Eukaryota; Metazoa; Chordata; Mammalia; Chiroptera; Vespertilionidae
Gene: WFIKKN2
Product: WAP, follistatin/kazal, immunoglobulin, kunitz and netrin domain containing 2
Biological process (GO): transforming growth factor beta receptor signaling pathway
Cellular component (GO): extracellular region
Molecular function (GO): receptor antagonist activity; serine-type endopeptidase inhibitor activity; transforming growth factor beta binding
Source: RefSeq, a predicted model, not a curated record